CUCAUUCUUGGCGCCACUGCUCCUGAAGUGGUUGCGGAACUGGAAGUCAAUGGCAAUGAGGCACACUCUUGGACACUAGCACAAUCAGGCGCCUAUCACCUCUGCAGUGCCAACAUCUCUAACAUCCACAAACAACGUCACACGGACAGUCCUGUCACCCAGAAGUGCUCUGUCACACCAAUCUGCACCGCGCCUGAAGAUGGAUAG
Hydatigera taeniaeformis is the source of this 207-nucleotide messenger RNA. The record is from the annotation of a GenBank genome assembly. Lineage: Eukaryota; Metazoa; Platyhelminthes; Cestoda; Cyclophyllidea; Taeniidae.